AUGGACUCGAUGGCAGUCGAAGAUGAUGUUCCACUCGAUCUGGAAAGCAUCGUGACACCCUGGAAGCUGCCCAGCCAAACUACCUACGUCUUGACGAGAGCAAAUGUCAUUGAUCCCUCAGACGGAAGUGUUCAGCGUAAUGUCACAGUCCGACUUAGCGGCGGUCUGGUCGUAUCCGUUGCAGAGCCAGUGUCCGAUGCGAAGAGCGCUGAAGAGGAUGCAGAAGAAGUCGAUCUGAGUGGCAAGUACAUUUUGCCCGGCCUCUGGGACUGCCACGUACAUUUGGCAGCUGUGCAAGGAAGCAUGAGUCUUGAUGAGAUCCUGCAGUAUCCGGCGCCGACAGGUCUUCUCAGGCAGCCAGAAGUAGGGCAAGCCAUGAUUGACCGAGGUUUCACGACUGUCAGAGACUGUGGUGGAGCUUUGCUGCCACUAAAGGAAGCAUUUGAGGCCGGGAUACAUCCUGGACCUCGUCUUUUCCUCGCGGGUCGUCAACUUACUCAGUCCGGAGGCUCUGGUGAUCACCGACCUCGGAGAGAUGAUAGCGAUUGCUGCGGAGGCGGCAGGCAGCUGGCUUGUCGGACCGUAGACGGUGUACCAGAGUGCUUGAAAUUCUCUCGAGAGGAGUUACGACUUGGGGCAGACUUUAUAAAAAUCAUGGGAGGAGGCGCUAUCUCAAGUCCUAGAGGGUCGUUGGGGGAUAUCGACUUUACGGACGAGGAAAUCAGAGCCAUCACAACGGUGACAUCGAAUGCGGGAACCUUCACAACCGCACAUGCAUAUACCCCUCAAGUCAUCCAGCACGCAAUACGCAAUGGCGUUUUGGGAAUCGAGCACGGCAAUUAUCUGGACAAGGCCACCGCCCAAAUGAUGGCACAGAAAGGAGUAUAUCUGACUCCUACCCUGGCGACGUCCGCGGCCGCAUCUAUGCCGGAGUUUCAUGGUUUCGUCAGUGAGAGUUCGAGAAAGAAACUUCGGAGUAGUCUGGAAAGAGGCCUCGAGGCAAUAAAGAUCGCGAAAGAAGCCGGCGUCACCAUUUGCUUUGGCACUGAUCUUCUUGGGCCGAUGCAUUUUGCACAAACGAAAGAGUUUGUGCUAAGACGAUCUGUGCAGACACCACUUGAGAUUCUUCAGAGCGCCACUGUGAACGCAGCGCGCAUGAUGAAGCACCACGAUUCGUUGGGCCGAGUUGCUCCGGGUUUCAUUGCCGAUCUUCUCAUACUCAAUGAGAAUCCAUUGGAAGACAUCACGGUAUUGGACAGGCCUGAUAAACAUUUGUUGGCGGUCUUCAAAGAAGGCAGGCUCAUGACCUCGCGCUGGUCGCGGCUUCAGCCAAAGAGUCGUAGGCCCGCAAUGAUCUUGUAG
Molecule: messenger RNA, 1362 nt
Organism: Exophiala oligosperma
Lineage: Eukaryota; Fungi; Ascomycota; Eurotiomycetes; Chaetothyriales; Herpotrichiellaceae
Exons: 1
Coding region: 1-1362 (453 amino acids)
Molecular function (GO): hydrolase activity, acting on carbon-nitrogen (but not peptide) bonds
Source: RefSeq, a predicted model, not a curated record